Molecule: messenger RNA, 3124 nt
Organism: Anoplophora glabripennis (Asian longhorned beetle)
Lineage: Eukaryota; Metazoa; Arthropoda; Insecta; Coleoptera; Cerambycidae
Product: ATP-binding cassette sub-family F member 1
Exons: 11
Coding region: 87-2816 (909 amino acids)
Molecular function (GO): ATP hydrolysis activity; ATP binding
Source: RefSeq, a predicted model, not a curated record
ACGACAAAUGUCAAAUCUCAAUGACACAUGUUUAAAACAGGUUAUGUCAACAUAUUGUGUCAAAAAUUUCAUCAUAAGCCACGAAAAUGUCUAAGAAACGUGGAAAUAAGAAAGGAAAAAACCUCGAUGACGAUUUUGAAGAAAAUUUAAGUGUGGAAAAUGAUACGAAUAACAUAAACUCGAAAUCUAAUAAAACUAAACCAGUGAAGAAAGGCAAAAAGGGAAAGAAAGAUGAUGAUUGGAGUGACAAUGAAGCUAACGACACAAAAACUGUCCCAGAAACUAAGAAAACAGAAAACGUACAGCAACCGGUGUCAAAAAAGAAAGCUGGCAAAAAAGGAAAGGCAAAUAAAAAGGAUGAUGAUUUUUCCGACAAAGAAGAUGACAUUGACAUUCAUUUAUCCGAUGGUGAAUCAGAACCUCUUCCAGCACCUGCAAAGAAAUCCCUUAAGAAGAAUAAGAAGAAACAAGGCAGCGGGGAUGAAUCUGAUGACGAUAUACCUCAACCUGCGAAGAAAGGAGGCAAAAAUAAAAAUAAGAAGCCAGUUAGUGACAAGGAAUCUGAAGAUGAAAUUAAUCAAAAAAGCGAUGUGGAACCUGAAAAAGAUAUACCUGCCCCAGUUAAAAAAGGCGGAAAGAAUAAGAAAGGGAAGAAGCAGGAUAAUGAGUUUAUUUCUGAUGAUGAAGUGACAAUACCGGCAAAGAAAGGAGGAAAGAAUAAGAAAGAGAAGAAGUCAAAAGACGAAGAUUUGAGCGCAGAAGAGGUAGAUGAUGACAUCGGGGAUACCAAACCGAAAGCUAACAUAUAUGCACAACUGUUGGAUGAUGAAGAAAAUGAUGAUUCCUCCGAAGACAAAAGUGUCAAAAAUGAUUUUAAACAUGAACAAAAUGGAGAAAAGGCUUCUCAAGUAAAAACAGCAGAGAUAGAGAAAUUAGCUAUUACUAAAAUUUCAGAACCUGAUGAAAAAGCUGCCGAGGAAGUAAAAGAGAAAAAGUUAACUCACAAGGAAAAGAAGAAAAUGAAGAAGAUGCAGGAAUACGAGAAACAAAUGGAAACUAUGUUGAAAAAAGGAGGCCAAGGACAUUCAGAAUUAGACAGUAACUUCACCGUUUCACAGGCUCAAAAAAGUGCCGGCCAAAUAGCAGCCCUAGAAAACGCCGUAGACAUUAAAAUUGAAAACUUCAGUAUAUCAGCAAAAGGAAACGAUUUGUUUGUUAACGCUAAUUUGUUAAUUGCUCAAGGGAGACAUUACGGUCUUGUAGGACCUAACGGUCAUGGUAAAACAACCUUAUUGAGGCACAUCGCUCAAAAGGCGUUUGCAAUUCCUCCAAACAUUGACAUUCUUUACUGCGAACAAGAAGUAGUGGCGGACGAUAACUCUGCCGUUGAAACGGUUUUAGCAGCCGACGUCAAAAGAACAGAACUGUUGAAAGAAUGUAAGAAACUGGAAGAGACAUUCAAUGGCGGUGACUUGGAAGUGCAGGAUAAGCUGAAUGAGGUCUAUGCCGAGCUCAAAGCUAUCGGCGCUGACUCUGCGGAGCCGAGGGCGAGGAGAAUCCUGGCCGGUCUUGGAUUUGAUAAAGAAAUGCAGGACCGUGCAACCAAAAACUUCUCUGGUGGUUGGAGAAUGAGGGUUUCCCUCGCCAGAGCGUUGUAUAUCGAACCCACCCUCCUACUACUCGAUGAACCUACCAACCACUUAGAUCUUAACGCCGUUAUAUGGUUAGAUAAUUACUUACAAGGCUGGAAAAAGACUUUGCUCAUCGUUUCCCACGACCAAUCUUUCUUAGAUAAUGUAUGUAACGAAAUCAUCCACUUAGACAACAAGAAAUUGUACUACUACAAGGGGAAUUACUCGAUGUUUAAAAAGAUGCACGUGCAGAAGAAGAAAGAGAUGAUCAAGGAGUACGAGAAGCAAGAAAAGAGACUGAAAGAAUUGAAGUCUUCUGGUUCUUCUAAAAAGCAAGCAGAGAAGAAGCAGAAAGAAGCACUCACUAGGAAACAAGAGAAGAAUAGGUCGAAGAUGCAGAAACAAGAAGAGGACGUUACUCAGACUGAGUUGCUGCAGAGACCCAAGGAUUAUUUGGUCAAGUUUCGAUUUCCAGAACCGCCUCCACUGCAACCACCAGUUUUGGGAUUACAUAACGUUACUUUUGCAUACUCGGGCCAAAAACCUCUAUUCGUGGAGACAGACUUCGGCAUCGAUAUGAACAGCAGAGUAGCCAUCGUAGGACCAAACGGGGUUGGAAAAUCUACAUUCUUAAAGCUCCUGACCGGCGAUCUCAGUCCGCUAAAGGGAGAGAAUAGGAAAAACCACAGACUGAGAAUAGGAAGAUUCGACCAGCACUCUGGCGAGCACUUAACUGCGGAGGAGACUCCUUCAGAGUAUCUGAUGAGAUUAUUCGACUUACCUUAUGAGAAAGCUAGGAAGCAAUUGGGCACCUUCGGGCUGGCCAGUCACGCUCACACGAUCAAGAUGAAAGACCUCUCUGGAGGGCAGAAGGCUAGGGUAGCCUUGGCCGAGCUGUGCCUUAACGCCCCCGAUGUACUUAUUUUGGAUGAACCUACAAACAACUUAGAUAUUGAAUCGAUCGAUGCAUUGGCAGAGGCAAUAAAUGAGUAUACAGGAGGUGUUAUAAUUGUUUCUCACGACGAACGUCUUAUAAGGGAGACCAGGUGCGCUCUUUACAUAAUCGAGGAUCAAACAAUAAACGAAGUAGACGGAGACUUCGACGAUUACAGGAAAGAACUACUGGAAAGCUUGGGAGAAGUUAUCAACAGCCCGAGUAUAGCGGCCAAUGCCGCGGUCGCUUAGUUAAUCGAAAUUUUUUAAUAGUGAAUAUUGUGUAUCGUGAAAUGGCCUUAUAACAAGUGUAAUAAUAGUUUUUAAAGUGCAUGAGGAUCGGUAAGGACAGUCCAAAAUGUAUUUAUUUUAUUAAUCUGUAUUUUUAUCGAUUUGUGCAGUCUUACGGACGCUCAUGCGUUUUGAGGAUUUUAUUGCAUCAAGUUUUACUAAUUGGUAUAGGUUCAGGUUUUUAUAUUACAGUUGAAUAUUUGAAAUUUUCUCAUCGUGUAUUUUUUGUCAUAUGUUUACAUUUAUUAAAUCCGAAUUGGCAACAGCAA